GCUGUGCUCUGGCAUGCAGCGAUGCUGUAGAUGCAGCAGACUGGGACAGACACUGUUUGAUACUGAAUGCAGCAGGCGGAGAGGAUAACAUCCUGACAGACACCGAGGAGGACAACGAUACAUCGGCCAACACAGAGAGCUGGUAUGGACAAUAAGGCAUUGGAACCUGAUUCGGUGGGUAUCCCCAUGGAGGAGGCCAUCAUGUGUAACGGAGACGGCCAGCCUCUGGCCCAGCUUCAGCCUCAGCAGCAGCAGGAGCCAUCCAUGCUGACUCACCUGAAGAAGGUUGAGAACGAGAUCACUGAUGCGCAGCGUUUCUCCCACCUACCCAAACGCUCGGCCGUGGACCUGGAGUUCAUCGACCUCUCCUACACCAUCCAGGAGGGACCGUGCUGGAGGAGGAGAGGUUUCAAGGCUUUAUUGAAGUGCCUGUCUGGGAGGUUCUGCAGUCGGGAGCUGAUCGGUAUCAUGGGGCCCUCGGGGGCGGGAAAGUCCACCUUAAUGAACAUUUUGGCUGGAUACAGGGAAAAAGGGAUGAAGGGUCAGAUCCUGGUAAACGGUAAACCCAGGGACCUGAGGACAUUCAGGAAAAUGUCCUGCUACAUCAUGCAGGAAGACAUGCUGCUGCCACACCUCACUGCGCGGGAGGCCAUGAUGGUUUCAGCAAACUUGAAGCUGGACGAAACCAUAGAUGUGAAGAAAGCACUGGUGAAUGAGAUUCUGACUGCCUUAGGGCUCCUUGACUGUGCUCACACUCGCACCAGCUCUCUGUCAGGAGGCCAGUGUAAACGACUGGCCAUCGCCCUGGAACUGGUCAACAAUCCUCCGGUCAUGUUCUUUGAUGAGCCCACCAGUGGCUUAGACAGUGCGUCAUGCUAUCAGGUGGUGUCACUAAUGCGCUCUCUGGCUCUGGGAGGACGGACCAUCAUCUGCACCAUCCACCAGCCUAGUGCCAAACUGUUUGAGAUGUUUGACAAGCUUUACAUUCUCAGUCAGGGACAGUGUAUCUACAAAGGCACAGUCCCGUACCUCAUCCCCUAUUUGAAGAAUCUGGGCCUUUACUGUCCUACCUACCACAAUCCUGCAGACUUCAUCAUUGAAGUGGCAUCAGGAGAGUAUGGAGACUUGAACCCUGUGCUGUUUGAGGCAGUCCAAGGAGGAAUGUGUGCAUUAGAGGAGAAGAAGAACCAGUGUGGUAACAAUGGCACAUCAGUCUGUGCGGCAAAGUACCCCAUGGAUGCUGGACACGCAGAGAGCCAUUCUUUUGCCACAAGCACACUAACACAGUUCUGUAUCCUCUUCAAGAGAACCUUCAUAACAAUAUGUCGAGACCAGGUUUUGACCCACCUCAGACUGAUGUCCCACAUCUCCAUAGGUGUGUUAAUAGGCUUGCUCUAUCUGAACAUUGGCAAUGAUGCCAGCAAGGUCUUUAACAACACUGGGUUCCUCUUCUUCUCCAUGCUCUUCCUCAUGUUUGGUGCUCUCAUGCCAACUGUGCUAACUUUUCCUCUGGAGAUGUCUGUGUUCCUGAGGGAGCAUCUUAACUACUGGUACAGCCUGAAAGCCUACUACCUGGCCAAGACCAUGGCUGAUAUCCCAUUCCAGGUUAUCUGCCCCAUCAUGUACUGCAGCAUAGUGUACUGGAUGACAGAACAGCCUCCUGAGGCCAGCCGCUACCUACUCUUCAUAGCCCUGUCCACCUGUACUGCCCUGGUAGCCCAAUCCCUGGGCCUGCUGGUUGGAGCAGCUUCCACCUCACUACAGGUAGCCACAUUUGUUGGACCUGUCACCGCCAUCCCUGUGCUGCUUUUCUCUGGAUUCUUUGUCAACUUCGACACAAUCCCCAAGUAUCUGCAGUGGAGCUCUUAUGUGUCUUAUGUUAGGUAUGGGUUUGAAGGAGUGAUCCUGUCCAUCUAUGGAAUGAACCGUUCAGAGCUGGAGUGCCCUGGGAAGGUGUGUAAGUUCCAACAGCCUGAGGAGGUUCUGCAGUUGUUGGAUGUGGAAGAUGCAAAGCUCUACAUUGAUUUCAUUGUCCUAGGCAUUUUCUUCAUCAUCCUACGACUGACCACCUACCUUGUCCUUCGCUACAAAAUCAAGUCUGAGCGAUAGGUUUCAUUUGGCUUAUCUUCCAAAGCUAAAAGCCCUCCCUAUAAUGUCACUGCAGACCUGGUCUUUUUUUCUAUACACAAAAAACAACCUCGGUCACGUGAGAAUUUGUUUUGUUUCAUUUUACCCGUUGCUGCUAAAAGGGCAGAACAAUUCUGAUCUGUUUUACUGUCAGCAACCGUGGAGGGCAGUGACUGACAGUACACAGCAGUGAAGAGUUAUCCUAUAAAUCAACACAUACCUGUUUUACCUCAGAUAUCAGAACUUCACCUCUGCACACAAAGCCAGAUCAGUCAUGAGGAGGGUAAAGACACUGAGCCACAUUCAGCAGCACAUAGUUCAUAUUCCUGCAGGACAGAAACGUUGUGACAACAAGGCGGAUGUGCACAUACAGUGUUUACAUUCCUCUAUUAGCCAAAAAAAAUCUGAGGAUAAACUGUUGCACUGGGGAAUAAGUGUGAUGUAUUGUGCCUGAAAGAGUGAAAUUGCAGUUUUUCGGGGAUAACUGUGGGAUCAUUAUAUCUUUACACUGGAUGAGAGCAGUCUGUCUGACAGGUUUUGUUCUUUUUGUUGUUGUCUUAUGACUGAAUUUGGAGUCAAAACAUUUAUUUGCUGUGUAUAACUCCAAUCAUCCUUUGAGUAGACAGCGUUUUAUUUUUAAACUUACUGAUAGUUGUAAAUUAAGCUCUGUUAUGAUUGUCUACCAAAAUUUGGUAUUUUUUUCUACUUCUAUAAUAUAAUCUAAAAUCUUAAAUAUCUUAGUUGGAAUACUAAUUGUUCAACCUGAAUCAUUUUAUACUGUGUUGUAUUAUCUUUAGUAUUAUAUGCUUAUGCAAUAUAAAUGUAUUUAAGAAAAUAGAUAAAUUACUGUAUCAUUAUCCUUUUGUUUCCACACUACAUCCAGUAAUGCCACAUGGACACGACAGGUUCAUGCAGUCAUUUUUGGUGCUAUCUGAAGUUUCAUCUUUUAUUUGAAUUAUGUAUUAUUAUGAAAAAAAAUGUCUGCUUGUGGACUGCACAUAAAAAGAAUACUGGGCACUUGGAGAAUAACCAAAGAGAAUGAAAUGUAAGGAGGUAUGGUGUUU
Molecule: messenger RNA, 3191 nt
Organism: Toxotes jaculatrix (banded archerfish)
Lineage: Eukaryota; Metazoa; Chordata; Actinopteri; Toxotidae
Product: ATP-binding cassette sub-family G member 4-like
Exons: 15
Coding region: 145-2109 (654 amino acids)
Cellular component (GO): plasma membrane
Molecular function (GO): ATP hydrolysis activity; ABC-type transporter activity; ATP binding
Source: RefSeq, a predicted model, not a curated record